AACUUCGCACUGGAGCAUGUGGUGAACUGUCAUCGCAAACUCGACGACGCGAUAUCCUAAAGGAGUACGAGCUUGUUGCUUCAACUUCGACUUAAUUGUCACUUUUACAACAACAACGGCCAACAUGAAAGUUGUGGGACCUACCUGCGCUCUGAAGAGCAAAGUCGGCGGCGAAGAUGUCGUCCGGUGUCUCUCCGACCAGAGCCUGACCAUCAACAAAUGCAAGAUUCCGCUACUGGACGAGCAGAUGACCAUGUUUCUUCAGGACAUGAACAGCUGCUACAGCAAACUGAAAGAGCUGGUGCCCACAAUACCGACCAACAAAAAAGCCAGCAAGGUGGAGAUCCUCCAGCACGUUAUUGAUUACAUCUGGGACUUGCAGGUGGAGUUGGACGAGCCUGGCAAGAGAAACCAGAACUCCGCUCCCCGCACUCCUCUCACGACUCUGAACGCGGAGCUGGCGAGCAUCACAGUUGAGAACGGAUGUUCGGAUGACCGGAUCAUGUGCCGUUAAGCUGAUGCUCCAGGUUUUCUAUCAUCUGCUAUGGAAGCAUCCCGAAGAAGGUGUGCUGACGUGAUGGACCAGCACCGUCGUGACGCCUUGAACUGUUGGGAGAAUCCCAUUUCUCCUGUUGUAGAGGAAAAAGCUUUUCAGUAGAGAGUCACAAAAUACUUGGACAUGCAGAGUGACCUGCUCUCUGAAAUAUACAUAGACUGUGUUAGCUGUGGAAUCCAUGGCGAUUAUUCACUUAUAGUUCAUGCAUUUUUUUUUUGUUCAAAGUUAUUUUUUUACAAUGUUUAAUGUUUUCAUAACCUUUAGAAAAAUGUUAUAUUUUGCUGUAAAGGUCGUUUUCUCAGAUUACUGAGCGAAAGAAUGUAUUGUAUAUUACAAUGACACGUGAUGUGAAUGAUUAUUGUGUUUUUUACAAUGUAUCUGGUGUUUUUUAAUUAAAACAAGAAAAUGAGAUUA
Misgurnus anguillicaudatus (oriental weatherfish) is the source of this 970-nucleotide messenger RNA. RefSeq names its product inhibitor of DNA binding 1, HLH protein (gene id1). Gene Ontology annotation, biological process: circadian regulation of gene expression; negative regulation of transcription by RNA polymerase II; cell differentiation. NCBI's taxonomy places the organism in Eukaryota, Metazoa, Chordata, Actinopteri, Cypriniformes, Cobitidae. Gene Ontology annotation, cellular component: cytoplasm; nucleus. The record is from RefSeq and is a predicted model, not a curated record. Gene Ontology annotation, molecular function: protein dimerization activity; transcription regulator activity.